Messenger RNA from Ficedula albicollis (Collared flycatcher), 8866 nucleotides. RefSeq names its product dynein axonemal heavy chain 9 (gene DNAH9). NCBI's taxonomy places the organism in Eukaryota, Metazoa, Chordata, Aves, Passeriformes, Muscicapidae. Gene Ontology annotation, biological process: microtubule-based movement. Gene Ontology annotation, cellular component: dynein complex. The record is from RefSeq and is a predicted model, not a curated record. Gene Ontology annotation, molecular function: dynein intermediate chain binding; minus-end-directed microtubule motor activity; ATP hydrolysis activity. The transcript has 45 exons. The coding region runs from base 20 to 8296 and encodes 2758 amino acids.
GUGGACAGCUGAGGUGGGCAUGGCCUUCUCCAGGAUGAAGGAAGGCUAUGAGAAGGCCAUGAAGGAGUACCACAAGAAGCAGGUGGCCCAGCUGAACAUGCUGGUGACGAUGCUGCUGGGGCAGCUCUCCAAGGGUGACAGGCAGAAGAUCAUGACCAUCUGCACCAUCGACGUGCACGCGCGGGACGUGGUGGCAAAGAUGAUAGCACAGAAGGUGGACAGUGGCCAGGCGUUCCUGUGGCUGUCGCAGCUGCGGCACCGCUGGGCGGACGAGGAGCGGCACUGCUGGGCCAGCAUCUGCGACGCCCAGUUCCUGUACAGCUACGAGUACCUGGGCAACACCCCCCGGCUGGUCAUCACCCCCCUGACGGACAGGUGUUACAUCACCCUGACCCAGUCUCUGCACCUGACCAUGAGCGGGGCCCCUGCUGGCCCUGCUGGCACCGGCAAGACAGAGACCACCAAGGACUUGGGCCGCGCCCUGGGCAUCAUGGUGUACGUGUUCAACUGCUCCGAGCAGAUGGACUACAAGUCUUGUGGGAAUAUUUACAAAGGCCUUUCCCAGACAGGAGCCUGGGGCUGUUUUGAUGAAUUUAACAGGAUCUCAGUUGAGGUCCUUUCUGUGGUUGCUGUACAGGUGAAAAGUGUGCAGGAUGCAAUCCGGGAGAAGAAGAAAUCCUUCAAUUUUCUGGGAGAAGACAUUAACCUGGUCCCCUCAGUGGGGAUUUUCAUCACCAUGAACCCUGGUUAUGCAGGACGAACCGAGCUACCUGAGAAUUUAAAAGCUCUCUUCAGGCCCUGUGCAAUGGUUGUGCCAGACUUUGAGCUCAUCUGUGAGAUUAUGUUGGUGGCCGAGGGCUUCCUCGAGGCCCGGGCCCUGGCCAGGAAGUUCAUCACCCUCUACCAACUCUGCAAGGAGCUCCUGUCCAAGCAGGAUCACUAUGACUGGGGGCUGCGGGCCAUCAAGUCCGUGCUGGUGGUGGCCGGCUCGCUGAAGCGCGCAGAGCCCGGGCGCCCCGAGGAGCAGGUGCUGAUGCGCUCCCUGCGCGACUUCAACGUCCCCAAGCUGGUGACAGAUGACAUGCCAGUGUUCCUGGGGCUCCUUGGGGACCUGUUCCCUGCUCUGGACGUGCCUCGGAAGCGUGACCUGCGUUUCGAGGCCGUGGUGAAGGAGGCGGUGCUGGAGCUGCGGCUGCAGCCCGAGGACAACUUUGUGCUCAAGGUGGUGCAGCUGGAGGAGCUGCUCAGUGUCCGGCACUCCGUGUUCGUGGUGGGAGCUGCAGGCACGGGCAAGUCCCAGGUGCUCAGGUCCCUGCACAGGAGCUACCAGAGGAUGAAGCGCCGCCCCGUGUGGGCAGACCUCAACCCCAAGGCGGUCACCAAUGAUGAGCUCUUCGGCAUCAUUAACCCAGCAACGAGAGAGUGGAGAGAUGGACUGUUCUCAUCAAUCAUGAGAGAGCUGGCCAACAUCUCACAUGAUGGUCCCAAGUGGAUGGUACUAGAUGGAGAUAUUGAUCCAAUGUGGAUUGAAUCUCUUAACACUGUGAUGGAUGAUAAUAAGGUGCUGACCCUGGCCAGCAACGAGAGGAUCCCCCUGAACCCCAGCAUGAGGCUGCUGUUUGAGAUCAGCCACCUGCGCUCGGCCACCCCGGCCACCGUGUCCCGGGCAGGGAUCCUGUACAUCAACCCCUCGGAUCUGGGCUGGAAUGCCCCUGUGAGCAGCUGGAUUGACAGGAGGGAGGUGCAGUCUGAGAGAGCCAACCUGACCAUUCUGUUUGACAAGUACCUGCCUGUGUGCCUGGACACCCUCCGGAGCAGAUUUAAGAAGAUUAUUCCCAUUCCUGAGCAGAGCAUGGUUCAGAUGCUGUGUUACCUCCUGGAAUGCCUCCUGACAGAGGACAACACACCUCCUGACUGUCCCAAGGAGCUUUAUGAACUUUACUUUGUCUUUGCUGCUGUCUGGGCCUUUGGUGGGUCCAUGUUCCAGGACCAGCUCGUGGACUACAGAGUGGAGUUCAGCAAGUGGUGGGUGGCAGAAUUCAAAACAAUCAAGUUUCCUUCUCAGGGCACAGUCUUUGACUAUUAUGUUGAUCCAGAAACAAAGAAGCUUGAGCCUUGGUCUAAGCUUAUUCCCCAGUUUGAAUUUGAUCCAGAGGUGCCGCUGCAGGGCUGCCUGGUGCCCACGGCUCGGAGCGUCUGCCUGCGGUUCCUGGUGGCCAGGCUGCUGCAGCGCCGGCGCCCCGUGCUGCUCGUGGGCACUGCUGGCACGGGCAAGUCUGUGCUGCUGGGGGACACGCUCUGCUCGCUGGACACACACCUCUUCCUGCUGAGGAGGGUCCCCUUCAACUACUACACCACCUCUGCCGUGCUGCAAGGUGUGCUGGAGAAGCCUCUGGAGAAGAAGGCUGGCAGGAACUACGGCCCCCCGGGCAGCAAGAGGCUGGUGUACUUCAUCGACGACCUGAACGCGCCGCGGGUGGACGCGUACGGCACCGUGCAGCCCCACACCCUGCUCAGGCAGCACCUGGACUAUGGCCACUGGUACGACAGGAGCAGGCUGUCCCUGAAGGAGAUCAGCAAUGUGCAGUUCGUGUCCUGCAUGAACCCGACUGCAGGGAGCUUCACCAUCAACCCCCGGCUCCAGCGUCACUUCUGUGUCUUCGCUCUCUCCAACCCUGAUCAGGAAGCCUUGUCCAGGAUCUACAGCACCAUCCUAGGGCAGCACCUGGCCAGUGGGAAUUUCUCAGAGGCUGUGCAAAAAUCAGCCCAGCAGCUCAUUGCCCUGGCCCUGGGGCUGCAUCGGAAGGUGGCUGCCACUUUCCUGCCAACAGCCGUCAAGUUCCACUACGUUUUCAACCUCAGAGACUUCUCCAAUAUCUUCCAAGGCCUUCUGUUCUCUACCCCUGAGUGUGUGAAGCAGCCCCAGGACCUGGUGAAGCUCUACCUGCACGAGUCCAGCCGGGUGUACCGGGACAGGAUGGCUGAAGACACGGACUGUGAUACUUUUGAUAAGAUCCAGCGGGAGAUGGUGAAGAAAUGCUACGGUGCAAGUGCUCAGGACAUUGAGGACUCUUUAGAGCAGGCCAAACACAUGAAUAUUUACUGUCAUUUUGCCAAAGGCCUUGGGGAACCUGGCUAUAGGCCAGUUCCAAGCUGGGAGGAGCUGAACCAGAUCCUGGUGGAAGCCUUGGACAGCUACAAUGAAGUCAAUGCUGCCAUGAACCUGGUGCUGUUUGAGGAUGCCAUGUGCCACGUCUGCCGCAUCAGCCGCAUCCUGGAGGCGCCGCGGGGCCACGCGCUGCUGGUGGGCGUGGGGGGCAGUGGCAAGCAGAGCCUGACCCGCCUGGCUGCCUUCAUCAGCAACCUCGAGACCUUCCAGAUCACCCUGAGGAAAGGCUACGGCCUCCCUGACCUCAAGGCAGACCUGGCCAGCCUGUACCUGAAGGCUGGGCUGAAGGGUGUGGGCUCUGUGUUCCUGCUGAGUGAUGCACAGCUGGCUGAUGAGCAGUUCCUGGUGCUGGUCAAUGACUUCUUGGCUUCAGGGGAAAUCCCAGACCUGUUUCCUGAUGAUGAAGUGGAAAACAUCAUCAGCAGUGUGAGGAAUGAAGUCAGAGCCCGGGGGCUGCUGGAUUCCAGGGAGAAUUGCUGGAGCUUUUUCAUCGAGCGAGUUCGACGGCGGCUGAAGGUGGUGCUGUGCCUGUCCCCCGUGGGCCCCAGGCUGCGGCUCUGCAGCCGGCGUUUCCCAGCGCUGGCUGCCUGCAGCACCAUGGACAGCUUCCAGCCCUGGCCCCGGCAGGCGCUGGAGUCCGUGAGCCGCCGCUUCCUGCGGGACAUGGACACCCUGCAGGAUGCAGUCAAGGAUUCAAUAAGCAAAUUCAUGGCCCACGUCCACAUCAGCGUCAACGAGGUGUCCCGGCUGUACCUCAGCAACGAGCACCGCUACAACUACACCACCCCCAAGUCCUUCCUGGAGCAAAUCAAACUCUACCAGAGCCUGCUGCUGAAAAAGGACCUGGAGCUAAAGGCCAAAAUGGAGCGGCUGGAGAGCGGCCUGGAGAAGCUCAAGAGCACUUCUGCACAGGUGGAUGAGCUGAAGGCCAAGCUGGCAGCCCAAGAGGUGGAGCUGAAGCAGAAGAACGAGGAUGCUGACAGGCUGAUCCAGGUGGUGGGGCUGGAGACAGAGAAGGUGAGCAGGAAGAAGGCGGUGGCCGACGAGGAGGAGCGGAAGGUGGCCCUCAUCACCCAGGAGGUCGAGCAGAAGCAGAGGGACUGUGAGGAGGACCUGGCCAAGGCUGAGCCUGCCCUGGCAGCUGCCCAGGCUGCUCUCAACACUCUCAACAAGACCAAUCUGACGGAGCUGAGGUCCUUUGGGUCACCUCCUGCUGCUGUCAGCAACGUCACCGCGAGGUUGAUGGUGCUGACGGCCCCGGGAGGCAGGAUCCCCAAGGACAGGAGCUGGAAAGCAGCCAAAGUGGCCAUGGCAAGGGUGGACGGCUUCCUGGACUCCUUGAUCAACUUCAACAAGGAGAACAUCCACGAGAACUGCCUCAAAGCCCUGCAGCCCUAUUUGCAGGACCCCAAGUUCAACCCCGAGUUCGUGGCCACCAAGUCGGCGGCGGCGGCCGGGCUGUGCUCGUGGGUGCUGAACAUCGCGCGCUUCCACCGCCUCUUCUGCCAGGUGCAGCCCAAGAGGCAGGCCCUGCACAGGGCCAACGCCGAGCUGGCUGCAGCCCAGGACAAGCUGGCCACUGUCAAGGCCAAAAUCGCUCGCCUCAAUGAGAACCUGGGCAGGCUCACAGCCAGGUUUGAGCAGGCCACCUCAGACAAACUCAAGUGUCAGCAGGAAGCUGAGGCCACAGCCUGCACCAUCACCCUCGCCAACCGCCUGGUUGGGGGACUUGCCUCUGAAAAUGUGAGAUGGGCUGAGGCCGUGAAGGACUUAAAAGAGCAGCAGAGCACCUUGUGUGGAGAUGUCCUGCUGAGCACAGCCUUCGUCUCCUACCUGGGCUACUUCACCAGCAAAUACCGCCAGGACCUCCUGGAUGGCAUCUGGAGGCCCUAUUUGCACCAGCUAAAAGUGCCCGUCCCCGUGAGGCCCGGCCUGGACCCGCUGUGGGUGCUGGCGGACGCGGCGGCCGUGGCGGCCUGGCAGAACCAGGGCCUGCCCUCGGACCGCGCCUCCGCCGAGAGCGCCGCCAUCCUGCGCAGCUGCCAGCGCUGGCCCCUCGUGGUGGAUCCCCAGCUGCAGGGCAGCCGCUGGAUCCGAGCCAGCCACGGCGAGAGGCUGCGGCUGAUCCGCGCGGGCCACAAGGGGUAUCUAGACACAUUGGAACAAGCCCUGGCUGCUGGAGAUGUGGUUUUGAUUGAGAACCUGGAGGAAUCUGUGGAUCCAGUGCUGGGGCCGUUACUGGGGCGAGAAACAAUCAAGAAAGGCAGGUACAUCAAGAUUGGGGACAAGGAGUGUGCCUUGCACCCUGCCUUCCGUCUGAUCCUGCACACCAAGCUGGCAAACCCGCACUUCCAGCCUGAGCUGCAGGCACAGUGCACCCUCAUCGACUUCUCUGUCACCCGCCACGGCCUGGAGGAGCAGCUGCUGGGGGCUGUGGUGCGCCUGGAGAGGCCAGACCUGGAGGAGCUGAAGUCAGAUCUCACAAAGCAACAGAAUGGAUUCAAGAUCACCUUGAAAACGUUGGAGGACAACUUGCUCUCUCGGCUGUCAUCAGCCUCUGGGAAUUUCCUGGGAGACACAGAGUUGGUGGAGAACCUGGAGACCACUAAAAGGACAGCUGCAGAGAUUGUGGAGAAGGUGCAGGAGUUUAAGGUGACAGAAGCCAGGAUUAAUGAGGCCAGGGAGCAGUACAGACCUGCAGCCUGCCGUGCUGCCCUGCUCUACUUCACCAUGUCCGAGCUCCACGCCAUCCACCCCAUGUACCAGUUCUCCCUGAAGGCAUUCCAUGGGGUGUUCCAGAAGGCCAUUGAGAGGGCAGCUCCAGCUGACAGCCUGCCAGGGCGGGUGCUGAGCCUCACCGACAGCAUCACCUUCUCCGUGUUCCAGUACACGGCCCGGGGGCUCUUCGAGAGGGACAAACUGACCUUCAGUGCCCAGCUCACCUUCCAGAUACUUCUGAUGAAUAAAGAAAUCAACCCAGCAGAACUGGAUUUCCUGCUCAGAUACCCAGCACAGCCUGGAGUCACGAGCCCUGUGGAGUUCCUGUCUGACCAUUCCUGGGGAGGAAUCAAGGCUCUCUCAUCCAUGGAGGAAUUCAAAAACCUGGAUCGGGAUAUUGAAGGGUCUGCAAAACGGUGGAAGAAGUUCGUGGAGUCGGAGUGUCCUGAGAGGGAGAGGUUCCCCCAGGACUGGAAGAACAAGUCAGCGCUGCAGCGGCUGUGCAUCAUGAGAGCCCUGCGGCCAGACCGCCUCCCCUGCGCCCUCCGAGAUUUUGUAGAAGAAAAGCUGGGCAGCAAAUACGUGGUGGGGAGAUCCCUGGAUUUUGCAACGACCUUUGAGGAGUCAGGGCCUGCAACCCCGAUAUUUUUUAUCCUGUCCCCAGGAGUGGACCCACUGAAGGAUGUGGAGAAACAUGGGAAGAAGCUGGGCUACACCUUCAACCACAGGAACCUCCACAACAUUUCCCUUGGACAAGGCCAGGAGGUGGUGGCUGAACAAGCUCUGGAUCUGGCUGCAAAGGAGGGUCACUGGGUCAUCCUUCAGAACAUCCACCUGGUGGCCAAGUGGCUGAGCAGCCUGGAGCAGCGGCUGGAGCAGCUGAGCGAGGGCAGCCAGCAGGAUUUCCGCGUCUUCCUCAGCGCGGAGCCGGCGCCGUGCCCCGGGAGCCGCCCCAUUCCCCAGGGCAUCCUGGAAAACUCCCUCAAGAUCACCAGCGAGGCCCCCAGCGGCGUGCACGCCAACCUGCACAGGGCCCUGGACAACUUCAGCCAGGACACCCUGGAGAUGUGCAGCCAGGAGAAGGAGUUCAGGAGCAUCCUCUUUGCCCUGUGCUAUUUCCACGCGGUGGCGGCGGAGCGGCGCAAGUUCGGCCCCCAGGGCUGGAACCGCCCGUACCCCUUCAGCAGCGGGGACCUCACCAUCUCUGUCAGCGUGCUCCACAACUGCCUGCGGGCCAGCUCCAAGGUUCCCUACGAUGACCUGCGCUACCUCGUGGGUGAGAUCAUGUACGGAGGUCACAUCACGGAUGACUGGGACAGGCGGCUCUGCAGGACCUACCUGGAGGAGUUUAUUAGGCCAGAAAUGCUGGAGGGAGAGCUCUGCCUUGCUCCUGGAUUUCCCCUCCCAGGGAACAUGGAUUAUAAUGGCUAUCACCAGUACAUAGACGAUGCCCUGCCUCCAGAGUCUCCCCACCUGUACGGCCUCCACCCCAACGCCGAGAUCGGGUUCCUGACGCAGCGCUCGGAGCGGCUCCUGCGCACCGUGCUGGAGCUGCAGCCCCGGGGCAGCAGCACGGGCCAGGGAGCACUGGGGACCCGGGAGGAGAUGGUGCAAGCCCUUCUGGAAGAGAUGCUGGAGAAGCUCACAGAUGAGUUCAACAUGGCCGAGCUGGUGGCAAAGGUGGAGGAGAGGACGCCCUACGCUGUGGUGGCGCUGCAGGAGUGCGAGCGCAUGAACGCGCUGACGGCCGAGCUGCGGCGCUCGCUGAGCGAGCUGGAGCUGGGGCUGAAGGGGGAGCUGACCAUGAGCAGCGACAUGGAGGCCUUGCAGAACUCCCUCUUCUUGGGCACGGUGCCCGAGUCCUGGCUGAAGAGAUCUUACCCUUCCACAGCCAGCCUGGGCUCGUGGUUUGCUGACCUCCUGGCUCGCAUCAGCGAGCUCGAAGCCUGGACCAGGGACUUCUCCCUGCCCUGCACACUGUGGCUGGGAGGGUUCUUCAACCCCCAGGCCAUGCUGACGGCCGUCAUGCAGACCGCAGCCCGCAGGAACAAGUGGCCCCUGGACACGAUGACACUGCAGUGCGAUGUGACAAAGAAGAGCAGAGAGGAUUUUGCCAGUGCUCCUCGUGAGGGGGCCUAUGUGCACGGUCUGUUCAUGGAGGGAGCACGCUGGGAUGUUCAGGCCGGGAGCAUCGCGGACGCCAGGCUGCAGGAGCUCACCCCCGCCAUGCCUGUCCUGUUCAUCAAGGCCAUUCCAGGGGACAAGCAGGACUCCAGGGCUCUGUACCCCUGUCCUCUGUACAGAACACGCCAGAGAGGCCCAACCUACGUGUGGACUUUGAACCUCAAAACGAAGGAGAGCCCUUCCAAGUGGGUGCUGGCUGGUGUGGCCUUGCUGCUGCAGAUCUAAGGCAGCAGCACGGCCCUGCUCUGCAGAUGCCUCACAAUGCCUUUGUCACACAGUUUGAGCAAUUGAGUGCUGAGAUUAGCCCAAGUUCCAUCUCUCUGCUGGACUCCCAGGUUGUGUAGGCAGGGCUGUCUCUGUGCCCUGGGGCUGUGACCCAAACAGGGCCCCCGAGGAGGUGACACGGCCCAGCUUCGUGGCUGCUGUAAAUCAAUAUCCUGUAAUUCCUACCUUGCUGCACUGGGAGAUCCCAGCCCAGAGCCUGAUGUACCACACCCAGAGAGUGCAAAACUUACAUCUAAUUUUUAUUUCUCUUCAUGAUCCAAAGUAGUGACUUGUGAAAUUCUCCAGAAUUUAUUCUUUUCCCUCCCUUUGUCAUGUGUGUAGUGUUGGAAGCUGGGAGGUGAGCAGAUGUGGUUAUAAGCUGUGUCUUGCUAACACUGCUGUAAAUCUUAGAAACACUGAAAAUGGUGGUAAUAUCCAAUGUGCUUAAUGGAAUCAGUAGUGAAAGUGCAGCACAGGGAUAAUUUAAGAGGAAUAUGUUGUGAUGAUAGAUACUUACUAAUAAAAGUAAUU